ACUUCAACGCUCAAAGAUGUUGUGAAAACCAAAAACACGUCCGGUGACUCAAACAACUUAAAAAAAAGAAUGCUUUCGUAAAAGAAAAGGUAACAUUUGCCGAUCACCUAUAGCUGAAGCUGUUUUUACCUAUUUAGUUAAAAAAAGGAAAUUGGAGGAGGCUUGGAGUUGUGAUAGCGCGGCUUUAGGGCGAUGGCACGAAGGUAAACCACCCGAUUAUAGGGCGAGGAAGGUUCUAUGUAAACACAAAAUCCGUUAUUACGGAGUAUCGAGAGUUAUUUGUCGGAAUGAUUACAAAGAAUUUGACUUCAUAUUGGGAAUGGACCUAAAUAAUAUAUCGCUUUUAAGAGAUGAAAAAGGGAAUUCGAAAAAUUGUAAAGCCCAAAUCAUGCUUUUGGGGGAAUUCGACCCCAACGGAGAAAAAAUUAUAGAAGACCCUUAUUACGACCAGGGAAUUGAAGGAUUUGAGAAGUGUUUCCAACAAUGUUUUAGAUCGUGUGAAGGAUUUUUAGAUAAAUAUUCAUUAAGAACAUACAAAUAAAACUGCCUUAAUAACAUAACCUCUUUCUUAUAAAUUUUAAUUAUGAACAUAGAUGGCGCCACAUAAUUUCUUUUUGACAGAUUAAAAUUUAACCUCAAAAUGAAAAAGGUUUUAUUUAUUUGUUUGGGUAAUAUUUGCAGAUCACCCAUCGCCGAAGCCGUUUUCGCCCAUUUAAUUAAGCAGAGAAACUUGGAAAAUGCUUGGAGCUGCGAUAGCGCCGCUUUGGGGGGUUGGCACGAAGGAAAUCCCCCCGAUCAUAGGGCAAGAAAGGUUUUAUCGAACCAUAAAAUCCCUUAUAAUGGAGUUGCAAGACAGAUUUUCUCUGAGGACUACAACGACUUCGAUUUUAUCCUUGGAAUGGAUGAAAACAACAUUUCGAGCUUAAAAGGAGAUGCUCCGCAAAAUUGCAAGGCCAAAAUCCUUCUUUUGGGGGAUUUUGACCCAAACGGAGAGAGAAUAAUUCGUGAUCCUUAUUACGACGAUGGGAUUGAGGGGUUCGAAAAAUGUUUCGAGCAGUGUGUAAGAUCAUGUAAUGGAUUUUUAGAUCAACAUUCCUCAUAAAUACAGGCAAUUCGGUUCCAUUUUCACCAACAUGAGGUGCCAAGUGGGAAAUCAUUAAAAAUAAAGGCUCAUUUUCGUUGUGAUUUUCAAUAAUUUCAAUUACUUUUUCGUUUAAAACGUCCAAAAUGUAUCGAUUUGUGGCAUCAUAGCAAGUUUCGUUGUUUUUAUGAAGAUCGUAACCUAAAAAAUCCUUAAAUAAAGCGAUUAAAAUAAA
This is a messenger RNA of Onthophagus taurus, 1316 nucleotides long. RefSeq names its product low molecular weight phosphotyrosine protein phosphatase-like. NCBI's taxonomy places the organism in Eukaryota, Metazoa, Arthropoda, Insecta, Coleoptera, Scarabaeidae. Gene Ontology annotation, biological process: protein dephosphorylation. The record is from RefSeq and is a predicted model, not a curated record. Gene Ontology annotation, cellular component: cytoplasm. Gene Ontology annotation, molecular function: acid phosphatase activity; non-membrane spanning protein tyrosine phosphatase activity.